Paramecium octaurelia is the source of this 397-nucleotide messenger RNA. Lineage: Eukaryota; Ciliophora; Oligohymenophorea; Peniculida; Parameciidae. The record is from the annotation of a GenBank genome assembly.
AUUCCAUUAAGAUGGUUUAAUACGUAAUAACAUCUGAGGAUAUUCACAGAAGGAAGGAUAAUGAUGCAUAUUUCAGACUCAACUAUCUCUAUUAGGCUUCGCUCUUGUUUUCUGAAUCAAAUAUUGAGUAUGCAUAAUUAAUGAAGGAAUAAAUGUAAAAGGUAGCUGAGAAGGUACCAAUUAGAAUGACUCCUUAAAUCAAGCACACUCACUGUAAGAAAUGUUAAAGCCCGAUUGUUUUUGGAGAAGUGAAUUUUAAAAAAAUUUGCAAAAAAUUAUUUAUUAUUAAGACUUGUUCCAAAUGUAAAUUUUAGAGAAAAAUAUUUGUCAAAAAGUUAAAGGGUUUUGAAUUGCUUGAGAAAUAGAUUUGAUAUAUAUUAAUUGUGUUAAAUAGGGC